UGUGACAUAAAGUAACGUUAACGUUGCAGCAAUAUGAUGCGAUUUACGUCAUGUACUUAUAUGAAAAAAUCAUGAAGAAGAAAAGUAAAGAAACGCGUCUAUAUAGUUCCAAGAAAUUUCCCGUAAUCUCCGGGAAAUCGCGUAAAGUCUCUCGUUAUACGGUUUCAAAGAGGGUUUCCUGGAAACCGUAUUCGAGGAAUGGUCGUUGUUUGAUCGAUGCCCAGAACUGUUCACGGUUGGAUUUACUCUCGGAGCGGCUGUUGCGCGUUACGAGCCACGAGAAUGACGUCGUGGAAAGGGGUUAAGUACCGAUCGAGUUGGACGCUGCACGACGAAAAUAUCGAGAAUGUGGAGCAUGUGAGCCUCGAUCCCGAGAUUCAGCGAGAACUGGGUUGCUCGGUCGGCGAGCACGUGUUCCUGGAAUAUCCUUGGGCGUAUGUGUCGCGAGAAGCGGUUUUGAGGCUCGCCAACGUCGCGGGCUCGUCGCUGGAGCCGUACCGAGAUAGGAUCCAGACUUACGGCGGUGAUACUUUUCUCGUGGGUUAUUCGUCCACCGAGUUAAUUGCUCCCGAUUUCGUGAUCUGCUUGACGGAGGAUGCGAGAUUAGCGAUAACAAAGAGGAACGCCAAUAUUAGCAAGGAAAUCCGGAACGAAGUCAUGCGAAAGAUUAGAAAGACCGGCGGAUCUUGGAAAUCCUUCGGAAGCGAGGCGGAACUUGAUGAGGGCUUGGUCAGAAGCACGAGAGAGUUCUUUGAAGUGGAAGUGUGUCUUCCAAUUAAGUCUUUACGUUUAAAUCGAAAGCUUUGCGACGGAUCUUCAGAAAGAUCUUGGGAUAGUUAUGUGGAAUUAAUUCCGUGCGAGAAAUUUGAAAAUAUCGAGAGAAAAUGUGUCUCCAAGAUGAUUCAGACGCACUUCGAGCCGCGGGAAAUCGAAGUUCAAACUUAUCCCGGUUAUCCCAAGAACGCUUGGACCCAAUAUCUCUACGAGGACGCCCUGCAGUUGCAAGCUGAUAACGCCGAAUCGGAGGGAGAGGAGAAGGAGCCGGAGGAGAAAGAGUCGGCCGAGGAGAAAUCCGAAAAAGAGUCCGAAGAGAAAAAGACCGAAGGAUCGAAAGAGGUGUCAGAAAUUGACGCGGAACAGAAGCCCGCGGAGAAGAGCGCCUUGGAGCUCUUCUUGGAAGAUCGCGCCCGGGAAAUGAUCGAGGCCGUGUGUUACAAUACGGUCGUGAACGUGCACGUAGACGACAUCGAGACGCUUGCGCAGCGAGAGUUCGAAAUAACCCGGCCGCGAGAUGAGAUCACUUGCGCAGAACGCCUCUCCCUCGUCGACCUACGCUUCACGGCAGGCAAGGUCAUCUCCGACGCUUCCUGGCACCCGGGCCUCGUCGGGUACGUGGCCGUCUCUUACGUUGCCGCACCGUCGCGCGAGACCGGCCGAUCUUUGAUCGUCGAACGUGGCGUUGCGUCGUCGAGACCGGAGCCGACGGUAUUGCUGUGGUCCCUCGCCGAUUCUCUUCGGCCUCGGUUGUCACUGUGGUGCCAUCAGGAAAUCUACUGCGUCUCCUUCUGCCCGAUGAACAGCGACUUUGUAAUCGGCGGUUCUGCGUCCGGCCAAGUGGUCGUCUGGAAUAUUCACGGGCAAAUAGAAGAUCGAGAUGUUGCAGAGGACAUUAACCUUGACUUUUGGUCUCAGGAUACCGUUUCUAUUACUUCUGCAUCCGCGGUGUCCGAACGGGAUCAUUCGCACGAGCUGCCGAUUCGCCGAGUGCAAUGGCUUCCCGAUAAUUACAGAAUAGAGCCAUCUGGGAAACUGACGAAACUGUCCACUAGCUCGAGCUGUCAGUUUCUGACGAUUUCCGAGGACGGUAUCGUCGCCAUUUGGGAUCUUCUUAGAUACUCCGUUACCUCUCAGCUAAAGCCGUGCGAUCGCGAAGAUCUUAACGGUAUUUUUCGGCCAACCUAUCGCUUGAACGUUCGGCCUUCCGACAACCCGUCUUUUACACCUCUUCACCUGUGUCUUCCGUCGGUCAACGCUUUUCAAGAAGGCGACAGGCGUCGUAACGAAUUAGAUUCCACGGAUGUCGACUGCACGAGGAGAUUGUGGAUCGGCACGGCGCAGGGACAUUUUGCUUGUUGCACCUGGGAGGGCCAGGUGUUCGACGUGGAAACAUCCGGUUUAGAGGAGUGCAAACUUCUUAAAUGCACGUCCGCGCACGAUGGUCCCGUUGUAGCGAUUCUGCGAUCGCCGCACCUUUCGGACGUUCUCCUGACGAUGGGUGGCCGCGUCUUCGCCAUUUGGAAGGACGAUUACCUAGACCUUCCUCUGUUCCUUCGAAAGUCCGAUUGCGCGUACACCGCGUGUUGCUGGGGAAAUCGGCCGGGAACUUUCCUGAUGGGUAAUAGUUUGGGCGAUCUGGAGGUUUGGGAUAUCAAGAGGAGGGCAAACGAGCCGGUUCUCACACAGACUAUUUCCAGAAAACCGAUAACCUUCUUAUCGCUUCAAGAGUCGCGUAAACACGGUUCUAAGCUGAUCGGCGCCGGCGAUUGCAACAGUGCUUUUCGUAUUUUUGAGGAACCAACGGAAUUCGAGGACGAUAUACUCGAAAGGAUGGACUGGUUUGAAGAAUACAUAUGGCGAGAGGUGAGAAGAAAGAAGAUGUUUUCUUCGUGGCAGAAAGACUUUCUUCAAAAUGACGCGACAGUUAUCGCUAGAAGGCAAGCGAGAGAAGACGAGGAACAUAGAUUAAAACUUGAAGCGACAAGGCUGAAACUUCAUAGAGAUCAUGAAGAACGAUUGAGGUUGGAGGCUGAAGAAGUAGCACGCAGAGUGCCGAAAUCUAAAGAUACUCUAUGGAAACUGCGCCAGCAAAAGAGAAUGAAGAAGGUCCUUUUAGAGAAGAAGAAAUUUCUGUCGCGUGAACUGGAAGAAAAAAGACUGCCAUUGGUCCGUUUAGCUGAAGAGAGAAAUUUAAAAAUGAUGAAAGCAAAGAACGAAGCCGUGCUUCAGGAUAAGCAUUUCGAUAACUUUGUGUCUCUCAAAUUUCCUGAAUAUUACGAUCUUAUAGAAAAAGACGAGAUCUCGGAAGAAAGACCUGAGACGAUAAAGGAUGAUAAAAUGAUAGAUGUAUUUCUGCAAGAAUUUUACAAAAUCAGGGAUGAAGCGCGAAAGGUAAUAGCGGAAAAGCCAUAUGUCCCAAAAUUUGAUUGGAAUACUUUUAUGAAAAAGGGAAAGGAAAGCAGGAAGAAUUUGUAAAUGCAAAUGCAAAGGCUUUUCUGAAAGGCGUUCUUAUAAGAAGAACGGUUGCCGUUUCAAUUUUGCCUGAUAAUGAUUUGGAUUGUAAACGUAAGUUGAUAAGAUAAGAUAGGUCAACAAAUGUUCAGAAAAUUCUUUCGAGCAAUAAAUUAUAUAUAAUUGCAAUGCGCAUAAAUAUUGAAAUUAUGAAUUUUUAAAGAAUGACAUUAUAUGCAGAAUAGAAUAAAACAUUAAAAAAUAAUAAGCGUUAAUAUAUAUGCGAGAGAAAUCUAUUAAAUAAGGCGGAAUAAAUUAUUCUGUACAAAAUAAAAUUAAUAAGUUCCUCUAAUUCUGCAAUAAUUAAAAUCGACUCACAAUCAGCUACAAUAACACACA
Messenger RNA from Temnothorax curvispinosus, 3627 nucleotides. RefSeq names its product WD repeat-containing protein 63-like. Gene Ontology annotation, molecular function: dynein light chain binding; dynein heavy chain binding. Gene Ontology annotation, biological process: inner dynein arm assembly; cilium movement involved in cell motility. Gene Ontology annotation, cellular component: inner dynein arm. Lineage: Eukaryota; Metazoa; Arthropoda; Insecta; Hymenoptera; Formicidae. The coding region runs from base 217 to 3252 and encodes 1011 amino acids. The transcript has a single exon. The record is from RefSeq and is a predicted model, not a curated record.